Molecule: messenger RNA, 1852 nt
Organism: Physcomitrium patens
Lineage: Eukaryota; Viridiplantae; Streptophyta; Bryopsida; Funariales; Funariaceae
Source: RefSeq, a predicted model, not a curated record
AUUGCUUAACGCUUUCUAAGUAAUUUCAAAAAUUGACACCGUGAUAUGUUUGCUACCGUUCCAUGCUCCUCGGACUUGUUCAGAUUGUGUCCCCAGUGAAUCCUGAAACCAGUUGGUAUGGUCAGUCUGUGCCCGGGUAGUGGACUGCUAUUACGCGUUGCGUAGCUACGUCCCAUUUUCACCUCGUUUUUUACGAUCGUUGCUGGCAAGCAACUCGAACCGACAAUGUGUAAACCGAAAGCUUACAGUACUUUUGAAAAAGCUGUUCACUUCGGGGGUUCUGGACUUUAAAUAGUUACCUGCGAACGUAUCCUAGAAAAAUUAUACAGCGAAACCGACCGAGAGGUUGCAGGCAAGCCGAGCCAAACCGAGCGGUCUGACCAUCCUGUCUCCAACGGCUCUUAACCUCAAGUCGGUCGUAAAGAUACUGUUAGAUUCGGCCAACUAUGCAGAAUAUCAUGCGACAGACCACGCUUGUACAAGCUCAGAACUAGCGCUCGUAGUGGUUGCAUACUCGAAGCAAGCUUGGAAAGGGGAGCGGGACAAAGGAGCCGUCCGGUAGCUCCGUACAGGGAGCAGCCAGGCGUCCCACUGCAGGGAGCGGCAACGGGACUUUGGAAAGGGUUUUAGGGUUGGGGUUUGGCGCUUGGAGAAAGGUGAGAGGGGCCACGGUAACGACCUCGAGUUGAGUCGUUUCGACGGUAUUGUGAAUUUUGUGAUUUUUUUCAGGUUGGGUCUGGACUUUGCAGCCAUGUCGGAGGACAAGAAAAAAAUGUUGCAGGCCAUGGCGGCGAAGCGGAAAGCCGAUAACGAGGCGGGAGGGAGGAAAAAACCGAAGGAAGUAGCCGUAGAGAGGGCGGUUCCAGGGAGGAAAGAUGUGAAGGGAUUGGGAGGAGGCAAGGUGCAGAAAAGCUCGCAGCCCAUCAGUAUGGGGAAGGUGAAGGCGAAGCCGACUGCGAAGAAGAAAGUGGAGACGAAGUGGGACAGCGCUUCCGACACGUCCGAGGAAGAGGAUGUUUCUGGGGAGUCCGAGGAGGACGAGGACGACGCUGGGGAUGAGGACUCAGAGGAUUCUGGUGCGCCGAAAAAGUCCGCCAAGAGGCCUGCUGCAAAGCCAGCAAUCAAAUCCUCUUCUGCGAAAAAAGGGAAAGCUGUGGUGCCAACCCAUUCGAAAGACUCGAAAGGGAAGGGGAAGAUGAAGGGGAAGAAGAAAGCGGAUAGCGACGACAGCGAUGCGGAGAACGGUGCCGAGGAUGAUGACAGUGACUUGUCGGAGGACCCCCUAGACGAAGUGAAUCCAGACAAUAUUUUGCCUUCACGGACUCGGAGACGUACUGCGCAACCUGUUAGCUACGACUUUGGCAGCGGGGAUUUGGACGAGGACGACGACAGUGAUGAUGAGUGAGGUGCUUUCAGUUGCUGCAUUGAGCAUCAAGAUAUUCUUUGAUGUCACCUUGCCCAGGAGAAUUUUGGAGAAAAUUUCGGAGAGCCUGCUCAGGAGAAGAUGUGCACUUGAACAUGCUUCCGAAGCGUCACCACUGUUUCUCUGCCCCAUCAAAAGUUGACUAUUCAACUGCCUUCUAGACUUCAGAUGACGGAUAGAGGCUUUUGGCUGUCUGUAGAUAAGGUCCCUUUGUGGAUCUCUUCGAAGGUGUACCUGACUGAUUAAGUUCCUUCUACAGAUUGAUACAACCGUCUCUUAGUGUGGCAGCAGAACAGCAGGAAUCUCUUCUCGGACUGUAACUCGAGGGUAUUGCUUUGAGACGGACGAAAUGUACUAUUGUGCUAUUAUUUUGCAUAUAUGGCACAGUAUUGCAUAUACCAUAUUUUGGUCUUGAUUGUCUUAAGGCUA